Molecule: messenger RNA, 4028 nt
Organism: Cannabis sativa
Lineage: Eukaryota; Viridiplantae; Streptophyta; Magnoliopsida; Rosales; Cannabaceae
Product: premnaspirodiene oxygenase
Exons: 2
Coding region: 230-1759 (509 amino acids)
Molecular function (GO): oxidoreductase activity, acting on paired donors, with incorporation or reduction of molecular oxygen; iron ion binding; heme binding
Source: RefSeq, a predicted model, not a curated record
AAUGAAACUUUAAUAUAAGGAGACAAAGUCUAUUAUUUACCUUGGUGAUCAAGUUUUAUAUACAACUUUGAAAUCAAGUACUCUCUUUCUCUCUCUUAUUAACAUAAUCCUACUUGAGUUCCCACUUGCAUUUACCUUAAUAUAAUACUAUGUCAACCAUGUGUAUAAUUAGAUCUAACAUCUACUUCAAAUCUAAAGAACUUGUUUACCAACUAAUUAAAAUCAAAUUAUGUCUCUCUUACCCCAAAAUUUUCCUUACAUUCCCAUAUGGAUUUCAAUCAUUCUGAUCAUCAUCACUAUAUCAUUUUUCAGGAACAAAUUCAAAGCCACCCAAAGAAACAAUAUACCUCCAGGACCAUGGAAACUUCCCAUAAUAGGAAACUUACACCAAUUGAUAGGUCCAUUACCCCAUCAAUUAUUAUCAAAAUUGGCAAACAAAUAUGGUCCCAUUAUGCAUCUUCAACUAGGAGAAGUAUCAGCCAUAAUAAUCUCUUCCCCCGAAUCAGCCAAACAAGUCCUUAAAACCAACGACCUCAGCUUCGCAAACCGGCCAAACGGGGUUGCAGCCGAAAUCAUGUCAUAUGGUAAUUUAGGCAUAGGCUUCACACCUUAUAGUGACUAUUGGAGACAGAUGAGGAAAAUUUGUGUGUUGGAAUUAUUAAGUGGUAAAAGAGUGAUGUCGUUUAGAUCAAUAAGAGAAGAAGAGGUACGAAAUUUUGUUGACUUUUUGACAUCUGGGGUUGGUGUUGGAGUAAAUCUAAGUGAGAAGUUGUUCACUUUGUCAAACGACAUCGUAGCUAGAGCAGCUUUUGGUAAGAAGUGUAAAGAUCAAGACGAGUUGAUGUCGUUUGUGAAUGAAGUGAGAAAAGUUUCUGGUGGAUUUGAUAUUCCUGAUGUGUUUCCUUCACUUAAGUUUUUUCUUGGGUUUGUGACUGGGAUGGUACCUGCUUUGAAAAAGAUUCAUGGGAAACUUGAUAAGAAUCUUGACAACAUUGUAAAUGAUCACAAAGCUAAAGCUAAUUUUAGCAAUAGUGAUGAUCAUGAGGAUGAAGAAGACAUAAUUGAUUUACUUCUCAAGCUUGGAAAAUCUGGUGAGAUUGACUUUGAUAUUACAACUACUCACAUCAAAGCUGUUGCCAUGGAUAUAUUUUCAGCAGGGAGUGAAACUUCAGCCACAACAAUAGAAUGGGCAAUAACAGAGUUGUUAAGAAACCCAAGAGUGAUGAAAAAGGCACAAGAAGAGGUUAGAAAAGUUUUUCAAGGUAAAAGCAAAGUAGAAGAGAAAGAUAUAGAGAAACUAACUUAUUUAAAAUUAAUCAUUAAAGAAACUCUAAGGAUUCACCCUCCAGUACCUUUAAUCCCAAGAGAGUCAAGAGAAGAGUGUGAAAUCAAUGGUUACAAAAUACCCAAUAAAACCAAAAUACUCAUAAAUACAUGGGCAAUUGGUAGAGACACUAGUCAUUGGGGUGAAGAUGUUGAGUCAUUUAGGCCAGAGAGAUUUGAAAGUAGUACAAAAGCCAAUAUUGAUUUCAAAGGGAAUAGCUUUGAAUUGGUCCCAUUUGGAGGAGGUAGAAGAAUUUGUCCUGGGAUUUCUUUUGGUGUGGCUGUGGUUGAGCUUGUUCUUUCUCAAUUAAUUUAUCAUUUUGAUUGGGAGUAUCAUGGAGAAGAUGUUAUUGAUGAUGCUGUUGAGUCUUUUGGUAUUACUUGUAGAAGAAAGAAUGACUUGGUUUUGAUUCCCACUAUUCCAUUAUUUCUCUAAAGAAAAUGGUACUUAUCACCAACUAGCUAUGUUUAUUUUGAGGCUAAACAAAAAGGGGCUCUUUCGAUUUUAGAUAAUUUUGGGAAUCACAAGACUCAUAUCACAUCAUUUUUUAGUUGGAUAGUAAUGUCUAUUUUUAGUUUUUAUGUGAUGUAAUGUAAUAUUUUUUCUUUUUGGAGGGUAAGAUUUUAAUGAUAUAAAAUGUACAUCAUUUUCAUCCAAGUGCUACGUAGUGUAUUGAAUGACAUCUAACCAUUCUUCACCUAAUUUUGUUAUUAUAUAUUUAUUCAUUCAAAAAUUAGGCAGAAAAUAUAAAACAGGAACUGUGCAAAUAUAGUGCACGAGUUUUAAACAACUUAUAGCAUCUAAAUUAUGUAACUUUACCCACACGUAAAAAUAAAUAAAUAUCUUGCAAUUCUGUACUGAGUGUUAAUUAUAUUAAGGUGUAGCAUUGGGUAGUAAUUAACUCACUUUUAAGUGAAUGAUAUAAAAUUAGAGGGUAAAAAAAAUCCUAAGAAAUUGUUGGUAUUAAAUGGUAGAUAUAACUUCUUUAUAACACACCAUGAUGCACACUGACAUUGGUUUCUCUAUCUCAUCAUAUUCAUGCAUAAAUGCUUUCAAGUGCCCAUAAUUAUAUUGAGAUAAAGGCACUCAGAAAAUGUAUUUAAGACUCCUCUCUACAUUUCAAAUAAAUAAAAUAUAUCCUUAAAAAUUAAACAUAGCCUGUGAAGAAUAUUUCAGAAAGGGAAAGAGUACUGAUUGUUUAUCAUUAGAUUGAAAGAGAGAGAUUACAAGACUAAACCAAGAUAAGCUGUAACAGAAAACAGAAAACUAACUCUCUAACCUCUCUAAAAUUAUGUUUUAGUCAAAAUAGACAGAAAGAUUUUGCAAAUAGAAAAAAAAACGAAAAUACAUGUCAAAUUUAAAAUAAUACCAUAAAAACAAUAAAAUAAGUUUAAAUUAAUUUCAUUUUGUCAUUAUAUCAUAAACAAUUCAAUCAAUUUCUUUCCCUGUUAUAUAUUUAGUUCGUCGAAGGAAAAUAUUAUAAUGUGAUCAAUACUAAUAAUAUUAAUUGACAUUAGAACAUUUUCUUUAAAAAUAAAAAAUAAUAACAAAAAAAUGUUACUAAUUACCUUUCUCUAAAACACACAGCACACAAGUCUUUGUAUAAUUUACCUAACCAUUUUAAUAAUCUGAUAGUACACCUUCUUUUAUUAUUAUAAUCUUAUUAUCACUAUGCUGAUCAUAGAAACUUUUUGAAAAAAUACAUUGAUUUUUCUUUUUCCUAAUUGAAAAAUUAUACCAUAUAUUAAUUUUCACAUUAACAGAAGGUAGUAGCAUUGCUGACGUCAGCAGCAGCGGGAGGAAUGGCGAAAUGCCAGAGCCUCCCCACGGCUCUAACCCUGUACUUCCCACACAGGAACUCCUCCGCAAACAUCUUCUCCACUCUCCUAUUCACGUCGUGAACAAACACGUGCGUCAGCCCAGCCCCAACUCUCGCACGUGCCAUAACCGCCGCUGAGUAAAUCGCCGCCAUUCUCCCCGGCGCCUUCGCAAAAUAACCUCUCGGCGCGUCGAUCAUUAUCAAAUCCCACUCCCUAUCGUACACCUCGCUAGGCAGCUCAGUCAGCGCCAAUCUGCACCGGCUACCGGGACUGAGCCGAGCCGAAGACGGCAAACAAUCCGGCUCGGCUUUGUAGCUCGAAAUUAGCUCGUCGGCUUCGGAUAAUCGAGUCCUGUAUUUAACCGGGUGUGCUCUCAGAAUCGGAGCAUCUCGGAGCACCGUAUUGACCCAAACCGGAUCUUCCUCGAGGAAUAAGGUAGCGCCACGUGGAUUUAGGGAGGUCCACAUUAGAGAGUCGCGUCCGACGCCGAAGACGAGGAAGUUGCAUGGUCCGACGGCGCGUAGAACGUCGAACGACACGCGGAUCUCGUCGAUCGAUUGCUGUGGAACGGUUGAUGACGUGGCGUAGUGGAUUAUGGCGAGGAGCUGAGUCGGCUUCGCCUUGUACUCGGCCGCCUUGGCCAUCGCAACGGGGUCCGGCGGAGGACAGGGCUUGCGGUUGAGGAGUGAGGAGACUUUGUUGUAGUUGAUGUUGGUCAUUGUUUUGGUGGCGGCGAGUGUGAUAAACGCGGCGGUGGUGAUUAUGAGGGCGAGUAGGCAUGGCCGUAAGCGGUGGUGAAGCCUGAGAGUGUGAGUGUUGGCAUUACUGUUGUUAGUAGUACUAAGCUUCAUCAUGUCUGUGUAUAGUACUCUUCUUUCUUUCAU